Messenger RNA from Tachyglossus aculeatus (Australian echidna), 1997 nucleotides. It is a transcript of the gene GEM, whose product is annotated as GTP binding protein overexpressed in skeletal muscle. The record is from RefSeq and is a predicted model, not a curated record. Gene Ontology annotation, molecular function: GTP binding; calcium channel regulator activity; GTPase activity. Lineage: Eukaryota; Metazoa; Chordata; Mammalia; Monotremata; Tachyglossidae. The coding region runs from base 133 to 1026 and encodes 297 amino acids. The transcript is spliced from 5 exons. Gene Ontology annotation, biological process: negative regulation of high voltage-gated calcium channel activity. Gene Ontology annotation, cellular component: plasma membrane.
GUGAACGGAAGAGGAGUUACGCUCCAACGGAACAGUUCUCUGAUCUGAACUAGCUCGACGGCGGCUAAGAGAUCUUCAAGAUCCUCAACCCUGACUGUCCUGGAAGGCAGUGGACAAACCCAGGAAGACAGGAUGACUCUGAACAACGUGACCAUGCGUCACAGCAGCAGCACGGCCCUGCUCCCCCAGCAGCAGCGCUGGAGCGUUCCCGCCGACGGUAGGCACCCCGUGGUCCAGAAGGAGCCCCAUCCCUACCACAACGGCAACCGCUACUCCAUGAGCGCCGAAGACUACUACCGGAGGAGCUGGUCAUCCGACUCCUCAGAUUCAGUCAUUUCCUCCGAGUCCGGGAACACCUACUACCGCGUGGUGCUGAUCGGGGAGCAGGGGGUGGGCAAGUCCACCUUGGCCAACAUCUUCGCGGGGGUUCACGACAGCAUGGACAGCGACUGCGAAGUGCUUGGAGAAGAUACAUAUGAACGGACCCUGAUUGUCGAUGGUGAAAGUGCAACGAUUAUAUUGCUUGAUAUGUGGGAAAAUAAGGGUGAAAAUGAAUGGCUCCAAGACCACUGCAUGCAAGUAGGGGACGCCUACUUGAUUGUCUACUCUAUCACAGACCGGGCGAGCUUCGAAAAGGCAUCCGAACUCCGGAUCCAGCUUCGCCGGGCUCGCCAGACGGAGGAUAUUCCCAUCAUUUUAGUUGGCAACAAAAGCGACCUGGUGAGGUGUCGAGAAGUCUCUGUGUCAGAGGGCAGAGCCUGCGCGGUAGUGUUCGACUGCAAAUUCAUCGAGACGUCAGCUGCGGUCCAGCACAACGUGAAGGAGCUGUUCGAGGGCAUCGUGAGACAGGUGCGCCUCCGGAGAGACAGCAAAGAGAAGAACGAGAGGAGGCUGGCCUACCAGAAGAGGAGGGAGAGCAUCCCUAAGAAAGCGAGGCGGUUCUGGGGAAAGAUCGUGGCCAAGAACAACAAAAACAUGGCCUUCAAGCUCAAGUCCAAAUCCUGUCAUGACCUCUCUGUGCUUUAGGGAUUUUGGAUUCUGCCCCCCAUCACCUGCCUUCACACCCCUCCCCUCCCGCCCCCCUAGACACAACUAAAGUCCACUGGGACCAAUAAUCAAUCUAUAUUAGAUUGAGGAAAAAAACAAACACACACAUUUUCAGAUGUGGCUUCCCUGUUAAGGCUGGGAACGAAUGUGUCGGCUACAUGCACAGCAUAAUGCACGGCAGAUGAAAGGUCUCUGUUACCUCUUGGUCAGUAUUUAUUCUUAGGGAAAAAAAAAGGUUUGUCUUCUCCAUCGGGGCACCCUCACCCUAGGGGAAGUUUCGGUGUUGAUGUUUUUCUUCUCUGCUUUAGGAUAAGAACGGAAAAUUCAGACUGAUCGUUCAGUAUUUGAGGAACAGGAAGUACCUUUCUCAUUCUUCUUUAACAUUUUCUUUGUACCAUUGUCAUUAAUGUAUGUAAAACUGUGAAAAAGAAACGCCAGGCCUGGCUGGAAACUUAACCGUAGCCUACUGGCUGGUCUGAUUUUUGUCAAGCCCCGGCAGCUGAGAAUCUGCAGUUUUGUAGAUUAGGUCAUCGAGGCAUUGACCGUUUAGGUGUUUAAAGAGUAUAUCUUCUAUUAUGUAGCCUUUGUUUAUUUUCUAUCAUAGAGGGAAAGCUUCUUGUUAAACCUUCUCAUAAUCAAGCACCAUUUUCAAUUCUCAUCUUCCCGCCAUGGAGCAUUGAAUAAAAAUCAGAUCAUUUAUAAGCCUGAUCGUUGAACUCUUAAAGCGCAAGAAUGCCAAAUUUUUAAAUGUAAGGUUUGAAUUUUGGUAAAUACGCAUACACACACGCACACAUGCACACACACAUACACACACUGUUGUUCUGGUCCUCAGUGGUGGCUCUUGUGUCUCUCUCAGCUAUGCCAUAUUUAUUAUUAUUCUGCAAAAGAAUAAGCAUUUUAAUAUGGGAUAAAAUCUAUUUAUGAACUGGUUUCUUAGGGAAGUUUUUUGA